This is a messenger RNA of Auxenochlorella protothecoides, 285 nucleotides long. RefSeq names its product Archease-like protein. Lineage: Eukaryota; Viridiplantae; Chlorophyta; Trebouxiophyceae; Chlorellales; Chlorellaceae. Gene Ontology annotation, biological process: tRNA splicing, via endonucleolytic cleavage and ligation. The coding region runs from base 1 to 285 and encodes 94 amino acids. The transcript is spliced from 2 exons. Gene Ontology annotation, cellular component: tRNA-splicing ligase complex. The record is from RefSeq and is a predicted model, not a curated record.
AUGCACAGGAAGUUCCAGGCCACAGGCCAUGACCUCCACUCUCUUCUCUUUUCCUUCCUGGACGAACUCCUCUUCGUAUUCAACACCGAAUUCUUUGUCUGCCAGACCCUGAGCAUCACCAGUCUGGACCUGGAGGGCUUCACACUGGAGGCCGAAGGGCGGGGCGACACCUUUGACCGUGCACGGCAUGCUGCGGGCACGGAGAUCAAAGCCAUCACAUACUCUGCCAUGGAGGUGGUGCAGAAUGCAGAGCGCACCGAUGUUUACGUUAUCGUGGACAUCUGA